Molecule: messenger RNA, 462 nt
Organism: Camelina sativa (false flax)
Lineage: Eukaryota; Viridiplantae; Streptophyta; Magnoliopsida; Brassicales; Brassicaceae
Source: RefSeq, a predicted model, not a curated record
AUGAUUAGUGGUGAUGGUUGGAAACGUUUCUGUUCAGCGAAUGAAGUAGGCGCAGGUGAGUCUCUAACUUUGGAGUUGAUCCGAGGAGGGACAAGUCCUUUGCUUAAGUUCGUCUCCAAGAUGGAGCAAUCACCGUCUGAAGCAGAGGCUCGGCCACACAAGCGAGCUCGAGUCCAAAGAUGGAGUCAGGAGAGUAGAAGACUGAAGCAUGGCGUCAGGCAGAAGAUAGCUGAAGAGGGAGAACCUUCUCGUCGCACUCGGUCGUCUAACAAGUCUAUUGGUGAUCAAGGAAAGCUGCAGCACACGCAGUUUUGCUCUAUCUUAGAUCAUGUGCCUAAGGUGAGACAGAGCAUUGAAGAAACUUUAACUAGUAUCAGACGGUUUCGGGCUAAACUCGAGACAAAGGAACAGAAUCUGGAAGCUUUGUUACACGAAAUCGAAAACUACCAAGUUAUGAUGUGA